GGUCGUUUUCAGUCACCCAAUCGAAGCUAUAAUUGGCCAAUCAUUGAACGCUGAGGUCGUAUAUCAUUUGUUAUCAACCAAUGACAUCUACGCAUCACGCAUCUUGGUAGCCAAUAAUCAUAGAAGCGAAUUGAAAUGAAACGGAAUAGUCGCAGCAGCAACAAGGGGCGGCAGCAGCCGACGGCCGGAGGGUCCGCGUCAGCCAGGAAGACUUGGUUCGAUGACUCUACCAUUGCCCUGGUUGCGAUGGCUCAAGAUCGGGCGCUGAAGGCGAAGGUUAAAGGCAGCAAAGGCGGCGAUGAUCGGAAGGAAGCAAGGCAACGCUCAUCGCAGCUGUCAACGAGUUCGGACACCGUCGGAGUGUCGUUCGCUGGAGCGGCAUUCCAAGCCGACUACUUUGCGUCCAAGUUCACCAAACGAGGGCAACUCGUCUACACCAUACUUCACGACGUGCUCUCCAAGAGUCCACAUGUGCUGCCACCGUCAGAAACACUCGCGGUGGCCUCGUUCGGCGGCGGGCCAGGGACCGACGCGGCUGGCAUCGUGUGGAUUCAACGAGAGCUUUUUCCCACGUCGUCCGUGCAUUGCGUCUUGUUCGACUACGAAACCUCGUGGAAGCGCUACGUGAAAACCUUGGACGACCUGUACGGCGACGCAGUGUCGGUCUCGUUCGCCCCUUGCGACGUGACCCACCCCCUGGACACGGAACCGAAUCGCCACGUCAGCGAGAUUGAGACCAUGGACAUCCUUCUCUUCUGCUUUGUGUGUCAUGAGACGUCCGCCCGGCAGCGCAACCUGCAGUUCUACCUGGAUGUCGCGAUCGCAGCCAAGGUGGGGGCACUUGUGAUUCUCGCGGACGUCAAGACCAAAUCCAAGGAAUGCUUGGAGCAAGUAGCGAUCGCCAUGGCAAGUGUCCGGCGCAUCCAACGCUUGAGGCUGUCCAAGGCACCCACGGCCGAAGCGGUAGUUUUUCGAAUUGAAGCGUAACGGUUGAAUACACAGUUACAGUACUCGUGCG
Molecule: messenger RNA, 1018 nt
Organism: Aphanomyces astaci
Lineage: Eukaryota; Oomycota; Saprolegniomycetes; Saprolegniales; Verrucalvaceae
Exons: 1
Coding region: 136-987 (283 amino acids)
Source: RefSeq, a predicted model, not a curated record